AUGACUACUCUUGAAAGCUUAGAAACCAAAGUCAUCCUUACUCCAUCCCCAAUCCGAGGAGCGGGAGAUGGAAUGGAAACUGAGGAGCCACCUAAAUCUAUUGAAGUUACUCCUGGAAUCCAACCUAUAACACAUCACAGCCUUCAGAGUCCACGAAAGAAAGCAGUCCCAUCAGAGAGCCCAGGAGUUCUUCAGCUAGGGAAGAUUCUGACUGAAAAAGCCGUGGAAGUCGAAGCUGUAAGAAUAUUAGUUCCCAAAGCUGCUAUAACCCAUAAUAUCCCCUACAAAAAUGCAAAGAUUAAGUCUCUGGGACAGCACAAAGGAGAACUCCUUGGCCAGCCAGAGGGAGUCAUAGAACCCAGAAAAGAACUGUCUGAGGUAAAGAAUACAUUGGAAAAGCUCAAGAACUCUGAAAGGAGGUUGCUACAGGACAAAGAAGGCCUUUCAAACCAGCUCAGAGUACAGUCAGAGGUCAAUCGUGAGUUAAAAAAGCUGCUGGUGGCUUCUGUUGGUGAUGACCUUCAGUAUCACUUUGAACGUGUAGCCCGUGAGAAAAAUCAGCUUAUUUUAGAAAAUGAAGCCCUGGGUCGAAACAUCGCUCAGCUUUCCGAACAGUUAGAACGGAUGUCGAUACAGUGUGAUGUGUGGAGAAGUAAAUUCCUCGCAAGCAGGGUUAUGGCAGAUGAGUUAACCAACUCCAGAGCAGUUCUGCAGCGUCAGAACCGUGAUGCACAGAGCGCUAUACAAGAUCUCCUGAGUGAACGGGAACAGUUUCGUCAGGAAAUGAUUGCUACGCAGAAGUUGCUGGAGGAGCUCUUGGUCUCUUUGCAGUGGGGAAGGGAGCAAACUUACUACCCUAGCGGGCAACCUCACAGCACGGCAGAACUAGCAUUAACAAAUCACAAGUUGGCAAAAGCAGUAAAUUCUCAUCUUCUGGGAAAUGUUGGCACUAAUGGUCAAAAAAAGGUUCCAUCAACAGUUGAAUUCUGCAGUACUCCAGCAGAAAAAAUGGCUGAAACGGUUCUACGCAUUUUGGAUCCAGUUACAUGUACAGAAAGCUCACCUGAUAAUCCAUUUUCUGAGUCUUCACCAACCACCUUACUUGCUACAAAGAAAAAUAUUGGACGAUUUCAUCCCUAUACAAGAUAUGAAAAUAUAACUUUCAAUUGCUGCAAUCACUGCCAGGGAGAACUUAUUGCCCUUUAA
This is a messenger RNA of Rangifer tarandus platyrhynchus (Svalbard reindeer), 1206 nucleotides long. The record is from the annotation of a GenBank genome assembly. Lineage: Eukaryota; Metazoa; Chordata; Mammalia; Artiodactyla; Cervidae.